Molecule: messenger RNA, 2379 nt
Organism: Rattus rattus (black rat)
Lineage: Eukaryota; Metazoa; Chordata; Mammalia; Rodentia; Muridae
Gene: Btbd19
Product: BTB domain containing 19
Exons: 8
Coding region: 307-1170 (287 amino acids)
Molecular function (GO): protein binding
Source: RefSeq, a predicted model, not a curated record
ACCCACAGGCUUCCCACCCAGCCGCUGCCUGGGCAGACUCCCAACCUGGGCCUCAUCCACCACCAGCUUCUCCCGUGAUCUUAGGCCUUUCCAGCCCCGGAACUUCUCUGGGUCUCCUCCGCAUCUGCAUCCCUUUCCGGAACCUCAGGACUACUUUAGGGACCCGGGCCUCUGUUCUCCUACAUUUUAGCUCCUCAGCAAACAGGUCUCCAGCUCCUGCCCUCCCUCUCAGGUCUCUUAGGUCUUUGUUGGCCUGGCUGGGUCUUCUAGGCUGUUCAACAGUUUGACCUGCUGCCCACUCCACGUAUGGAGAACCCAGGACUGGUGGUGCGUGGGCAGGCUGCACCCUUUUCCACAGCACUUCGAAGCCUCAUCAACAACCCCCGGUACAGUGAUAUUUGCUUUGUGGUUGGUCAAGAACGGCAAGAGGUAUUUGCCCACCGGUGCUUGUUGGCCUGCAGAUGUAACUUCUUCCAGAGACUUUUGGGACCUGGGGUACCUAGUCCUGUGGUGCUAAGCACUGUGCCGGCCGAAGCCUUCUUAGCUGUGCUGGAGUUCCUGUAUACCAACAGUGUCAAGCUGCAUCGAUACUCUGUGCUGGAGGUGCUCACAGCAGCUGUGGAGUACGGGCUGGAGGAACUCCGAGAGCUAUGCCUGGAGUUUGUGGUGAAGGUGCUGGAUGUGGAGUUGGUUUGUGAGGCUCUGCAGGUUGCUGUAACCUUUGGUCUGGAGCCACUACAGGAGCGGUGCAUAGCCUUCAUAGAGACUCACAGCCAGGAGGCGCUCCGCACCCGUGGCUUCCUGGAGCUGUCUGCCACCGCGCUGCUUCCCGUGCUACGCAGUGACAAGCUGUGCGUGGACGAGGCUGAGCUGGUUCAGGCAGCCCGAAGCUGGGCACGUGUGGGCGCCGCGGUGUUGGAGCAACCCGUGGCCGAGGUGGCAGCUCCAGUGGUUCGAGAGCUGAGAUUGGCUCUGCUCGCCCCGGCGGAGCUAAGCGCCCUGGAAGAGCAGAACCGACGGGAGCCUCUCAUUCCGGUUGAACAAAUUGUGGAGGCAUGGAAGUGCCACGCCCUACGCAGAGGAGAUGCGGCCCGGAGCGCACCGUGUCGCCGGCGGAGGGGCACCCUGCCCCGGGAUCACCAUCGUUUUCUGGACCUUCGUUUCAAAUGAUCCACUUCCGGAUCGUUCUAGGACGUUAACCACACCCCAAACUACAAUUCCCAGGGUGCUAUUCGCUGGAGGUGGUCUUCCUUUCCCAGCAAGCUCAGCAGCCGGAUACGGGAAGGACCGUUUUGCGUCUGGAGUAAUAGCUAAAGCCUCCGUGGGAGAGUAGGGAUUGGACAGUGGGCCCAAGGGGCUAGACUGUGGGUUUGGGUGAUGUCCUGAGACCGGAAACGGGGGUGGCCUUUGUUGCAUGAGCUCACGCUUCUUCAAGUCGGUCACGCCUCUGCACCCCUGUACUCGGGUGACGCUCUAUUUAGCUCAUCCUCUUUAACAAACCAGCUUCCUGGCUCCAGGCUCAGCGCAGAUUUGAGCUUCUCACUUUCCCAGCCCUGGAAAUAGUGUUUGUUUUUUGCUGCGGGUCUGGAACACGGACCUCUUUCUUACCUACCUCAUGCCUUGUCUCCCUCUUAAUACUACUUCCUCGUUGGUUUAGUCUGAAGCCUAUCUUUCAUCACAUUUUGGGGUAUUUUCUACCACUACCCCAGUCAGUGCCCCUCACUCCUUUCCCCCUCGGGGUACAAUAUUCAUCCCUAUGAUGGUCCCAUGCUAUGAUUGUCAAGUAUUUCCUCCUGAGUUCUUUCAGACAAGCUACUAAAUUCCUUGAGAUUUAGCAAUCAGAAAUUCUGGGUUUGGGAGUUCUAGGAUUAUUGGUGGGUGGGGGAGGUGUGGACAAUCUCUCAGUGCAACCCCAGCUGGCCCUGAGCUAUUUAGGACGGGUUAGCUUUGAGCUCAUAGUGCUCGCUCUCUGGCUGCCUCUGCCUUCCUGGUAUGGAGAUUAAAGGCAUGUACGCACUACCGCUCCCCGAUAAAUUAAAAACAAAAAAGCAGGGUGGGAAAGAUGGUAUACGUCUUUAAUCCAAGCAGUUGGGAAGCAGAGAAAGGCGAUCUCUGCAAAUUUGAGGCCAGCCUGGUCUACUACAGAGGAAAUUCCGGGAAAUCCAGGGCUAGAACCACUGUGUGUGUGUGUCUAUGUGUGUGUAUUGUAUGCUUUUACCACUUUAUCCAGCAAAUUUUCUUGGUUUUGUUUUUCAAAAAAAAGCACCCCUCAGCUCCCAGUAAAUAAUUGUAAAGGAGUUAUAAAGCAAAGAUCUAAAAAAUGAAGACUAGUGGACAAUUUAAAAAGAAAUAAAAUAACUCUGGCCUUAUAUGAAAAUA